CAGCGGAGGGGGUACAUAUCUUUGUCUCUUGCAAUUUCUCAAUCCCUCUCUAACCCCCCUGACACAUUUUGUGCAACAUCAACAACACAUGUAGCCUGAUGAAAAACAUGGACUUUUACUGGACUUUUUAGACCAAAGAUAACAGCAUACAAGAGGAGCUGAUGACUUUGAGACAACCUCCUGACUAGUUGUUCAGAGUGCAUAAAAAAUAAACCUGUGUAACUUUGUAAAUAUUAUUGUUACUAAAAAGUUGAGGCAAAAUGGAUCUUACAGCCAAACAUGGGCUGGUGCUCCUCGACCAGCUGAGGAAGAUGAGGGAGACCGAGCAUCUGACAGAUGUGGUGCUGGUUGCUGAGGGCAUCAGCUUUCCCUGUCACCGGGUCGUUCUAGCUGCCUUCAGCCCGUACUUCCGUGUCAUGUUCACAUGCGGCCUGCGUGAGUGCAACAACAGAGAAAUAUUCCUGCGCGACACUCCUGCAGACAGCCUGGCCCUCCUCUUGAACUACAUGUACUGCUCAGAUCUUCCUCUCACCAACGCCAAUGUGCAAGGCAUCUCUAUUGCAGCCUUUCUCCUGCAGAUGGAUGACGUUUUCACCCGUUGUCAGCAGCACAUGACCGAGAACAUGGAUGCCUCCAACUGCCUUGGUGUGUAUUACUUUGCCCGUGACCUCGGUGCAGAGGACCUGGCUGACCGUGCUCAGCGCUUCCUGAGGCAGCACUUUGUCCAAGUCUGCCAAAAUGAGGAGGUCCUGGACCUGGAGGCCCAUCAGCUGGGGAAGCUCCUGACUUCUGAUGACCUUAAUGUUUCACGAGAAGAGACCAUCCUGGAUGUGGUCCUCCGCUGGGUCAAACACAGUCCUCUGAUGGAAGGAGAGGUCCGUACUCUGCACCUCCCAGAGCUCCUGAGGAAGGUCCGUCUGCCAUUGAUUAACCCUGACUAUUUGAGAGAGGCAAUGAAGAGGAACAUGGCCCUGCUGUCCGAUGCUGAAUGUCUAGAGAUGCUCAGUGAAGCCUUGGAGGCCACCACGAUGCAUCCCUCAGCUGCACCACGCAAACUAAAGCUGCGUUACGGCAUGGAGACCACAGAUCUGCUGCUCUGUGUCGGCAACGACAGUGGUGGGAUUAGGUCAAGAUAUGGCAGCUAUACUGAGCGCAGCUUUUGCUAUGCUCCAUCCACAGGCCGAACCUACUAUAUCACUUCACCUCGCUAUGGCGAGGCUCUGGGGUACGUGUGUGCCGGGGUUGUAACUGAAAGAAAUGACAUUAUAGUGGCAGGAGAGGCAAGUGCACGCAGAAUGGCCCGACAGAAGGACAUGCAUGUUGAGAUUUACAGGUACAAAGUAGAGGCCCAAGGAAGCUGGGAGCGUCUGACGUCAGCAGAGUACCGUGAUUCAUUCGCUCUGGGGUCACUGGGUGACACUCUGUACCUGCUGGGUGGGCAGAUGAAGCUGAAGAACCAGUUUCUCAUCACUAACUGUGUGGAGCGAUGGUCUCUGCAAGGUGGACCCUGGCGCAGUGCAGCACCCCUGCCUAUGCCUUUAGCCUAUCACAUCGCGGUCAGAAUGAAAGAUCGCCUUUAUGUGAUGGGUGGUCGAACACCACAGUCAUACCGGAUGGAUGAUGAGCCUGACCGUCUUAGUAACCGCCUCCUGGAGUAUGAUCCAAACACAAAUAAGUGGACAGAGUUAGGUCCCAUGAAGUACUCUAAGUACCGCUGCAGUGCUGUUGUACUCAACGGUGAAAUUUUUGUGAUGGGAGGUAUUGGAUGUGAGGGCGUGGACCGUGGGCAGUCACGCCACUGCCUCGAUGCUGUGGAGAUCUACAACCCAGAUGGAGACUACUGGAGGGAUGGACCUCCUCUCCCAUGUGCACAACUCUCACUGCGCACCAAUGCCCCUAACGCAGGAGUGGUGGGAGGGAAGAUUUAUGUGUGUGGAUACUACAAAGGAGCAGAUCGUCAUGAUGAUAUAACAAAGGACAUUUUGGAGCUGGACCCGUGGGAAAACCGGUGGACAGUGGUGGCUCGGCGUGCUCUGAUGCAUGACAAUUAUGACGCCUGCUUAGUGGCAAAUCUCAAUCCAAGGGGACUCAUGUUCCCACCUGCAGACUUAGUUAAACUGUGACACCCCUGUCAGAUCAGAUCAAAGUCUGUUUGGGAGAAUUAGUGAAAGAAAUUAAUUAUUAAUCAUCAAUGCACUUAUAGCUGGGCCAAAGGCAUUAAUUUUUUCAAGCAGAAAAGGUCUUAGUGCCCUGCAUGAAAGAGGAUCUGCAGUUAUUCAUUUGCACGCUGUUAGAAUGAGGAUAGAUCAUUUGUAAAUACAGUAUUUUUGUUGUUAUUUUUUUUAUCUUAGUGCAUAACAUCUGCAGAGAUUGAUCACCUGAAACCUGCAGCUGUGUGGCGCAUAGCAUCAUCAGCAACACCAGGAAAUGAUUUCCUUUGACAUUAAACAGACAUAAAUUAUGGUUAUCUAACAAUUAUCUUCUUGUGGACUAAUCUGUAGAUUAUUUUCUCAAUUAAUUGUUUAGUCUGUCAUGUUUUACUGUCAAACAUGACAAAGAAAAACAGCAAAUCGUCACAUUGGAGAAGCUGGAACCAGAAGAUUUGUGGUAUUUUUGCUUGAAAAAUGACUUAACAAUCAUUAAAAUAGUUGCAGAUUAAUAAAAAAUAAUAAUACAAAUUAAACCAAAAUGUGGCUAAAGUAUUUGGUCUGUUAUUACAGGGUAAAUAUUAAUGGCUACAGUAAAGUGAUAUUGGCAGACUUAGUACAUAGCCAAUAUAAAAAUUGAAUAUUUUAUAUUGUACUAAUCAAUUUCUUUGUUUGUAUUGUGGUAUGCUUGCUAAAGCAGAAUAAAACUGUUUUUCUGCUAAUAAACAUGCACCUUAGCGAUA
Molecule: messenger RNA, 2890 nt
Organism: Siniperca chuatsi (mandarin fish)
Lineage: Eukaryota; Metazoa; Chordata; Actinopteri; Centrarchiformes; Sinipercidae
Gene: kbtbd12
Product: kelch repeat and BTB (POZ) domain containing 12
Exons: 6
Coding region: 261-2123 (620 amino acids)
Molecular function (GO): protein binding
Source: RefSeq, a predicted model, not a curated record